AUGGCCUUUGAGCUGGCCCGGCGAGGCCUCAAUCUCGUCCUCGUCGGCCGGAAUCCCGACAAGCUCAGCCGAGUCUCAAGCAAAAUGAAGGCCGAAGUACCCGGCGUGGAGUUGAAGACUGUCGUCAUUGACUUGUCCGGCGACCUCAGUGAGGGGAUAAGAAAUCUGAAAGACGCUAUCAAGGAGAUCGACGUGGGGAUUCUGGUGAACAACGCAGGGCUUUCACUGAUAAAGCCGAUGUUUUUCCACGGGAUUGAUGAGAAGAUAUGGGGGAAAAUCGUGAGAGUGAAUCUAGUCACGCCGACGGUCGUCACCACGACGGUAUUGCCGAGUAUGCUUCAGCGAAGGAGAUGUGCCAUCAUCAACAUUGGCCCCGGAUCGACAGUGAUUCUGUCGUUCCCGCUAUAUGCUGUAUAUACCGGGAUCAAGGGGUAAGCUCUCUCCUCCAUCUUCGGUUUGUAUAUGAACAUGGUGAGCUCCAGCUUACGUUGUCUAACCCGAGCCUUGGCAAGCCCAGUCUAGUCCAAGCUAAACUUUAGUUAGUAAUUUCUUGAAUAAUUUUAGCUUGUGCUGUGCUUAGUUUCCUGCAGGACACGGACCCUUCACCUGGUUGCCGCGUUCUAUAUAAAUAUACUGGGGAACACCUAUACCCCGCCACUACUGUCCUCUUGA
Molecule: messenger RNA, 672 nt
Organism: Spirodela intermedia
Lineage: Eukaryota; Viridiplantae; Streptophyta; Magnoliopsida; Alismatales; Araceae
Source: the annotation of a GenBank genome assembly